Messenger RNA from Neopsephotus bourkii (Bourke's parrot), 1458 nucleotides. RefSeq names its product thioredoxin interacting protein (gene TXNIP). The transcript has 7 exons. The record is from RefSeq and is a predicted model, not a curated record. Gene Ontology annotation, molecular function: ubiquitin protein ligase binding. Gene Ontology annotation, biological process: protein transport. The coding region runs from base 38 to 1324 and encodes 428 amino acids. Gene Ontology annotation, cellular component: cytoplasm. Lineage: Eukaryota; Metazoa; Chordata; Aves; Psittaciformes; Psittacidae.
UCUUAUUCCGCAAGAGGGAAGCCAGCUGCGCGCAGCCAUGGUGAUGUUCAAGAAGGUGAAGACCUUUGUGAUGACCUUCAGUGAGCCAGAGAAGAUCUACUGCAGCGGGGAGAAGGUGGUGGGACGGAUACUGGUGGAGGUGGCCGAGGUCACUCGCGUCAACGCCGUCAAGGUGCUGGCCUGUGGCGUGGCCAAAGUCAACUGGACCAAAGGGCCCCAGCAGUGCAGGCAGGAGAUGGAGUACCUGCGCUUCGAGGAUGUCCUGACCCUGGAGGAGCAGCCCACUGAUGGGGAUGGCUCUGUGAUCCUGAGACCCGGCAACAAAUACGAGUACAAGUUUGGAUUCGAGCUUCCCCAGGGCCCCCUGGGCACCACCUUCAAGGGGAAGUAUGGCUGUGUGGAUUACUGGGUCAAGGCUUUCCUGGAGCGCCCAUCCUAUCCCACUCAAGAGAUCAAGAAGCGCUUCGAGGUGAUGGACCCAGUCGAUGUGAACACUCCGGAGCUGCUGUCUCCAGUUGCUGCCAAGAAGGAGAAGAAGGUGUCGUGCAUGUUCAUCCCCGAUGGGCGUGUGUCCGUCAGCGCUCAGAUCGACAGGAAGGGGUUUUGUGAUGGUAAGAGCCUCUUGGAGCAGGGGAGCAGGCAGAGCUGGAUGGGGGGGAUAUUGAAGUGGGCAUCCAGCAAGGAAAAGGCUCCAGUCUUAACAGCCAACAUGGUUCCUUCCCCAGGUGAUGACAUCUGCAUCAAUGCCGACUUCGAGAACACAUGCUCACGCAUCGUGGUGCCCAAGGCGGCCAUCAUCGCCAAGCACACCUACCUGGCCAACGGGCAGACCAAGGUCUUCACCCAGAAACUCUCCUGUGUCCGGGGCAACCACAUCAUCUCGGGCAUGUCCGAGUCCUGGCGGGGCAAAACCAUCCGAGUGAAGAAGCUCAAACCUUCCAUCUUGGGCUGCAACAUCCUGCGUGUGGAGUACUUCCUGCAGAUCUACGUGAGCGUCCCAGGCUCCAAGAAGAUCAUCCUGGAGCUGCCCCUGGUCAUUGGCAGCCGCUCGGGCAUCGGCAGCCGCAGCUCCAGCAUGGCCAGUCAGGCCAGCUCCGAGAUGAGCUGGGUGAACCUGAACCUUCCCGAUGCUCCUGAAGCACCUCCGUGCUACCUGGACAUUGUCCCUGAGGACCACCGCCUGGAGAGUCCCACCACGCCGCUGCUGGACGACACCGACAGCUUUGACAGCCCCAUCUUCAUGUACGCACCCGAGUUCAAGUUCAUGCCACCACCCACCUAUACGGAGGUGGAUCCCUGCAUCGCCAACAACAACGUGCAGUGAGUUGAGGGCGACUCUUCGUGCUUUUCCCGGACUGUUGCCGGCCGCCAGGCGGUCCCAGCGCCCUGCCCCGGGCAGUGGGCAUGGAGGAGGUGCUGCAGCGUCCUUCCGAGCCUGGGUGUUCCCUCGGGACCUCG